This is a messenger RNA of Cylicostephanus goldi, 230 nucleotides long. NCBI's taxonomy places the organism in Eukaryota, Metazoa, Nematoda, Chromadorea, Rhabditida, Strongylidae. The record is from the annotation of a GenBank genome assembly.
AUGAUGUGGGGUACCAUCAUACUGGCAAGACUUUCCGACUUUUUUGAGAAAAGAAGAUGUUCCAUAUACUGGGAGGACCUCGAAGAAAUUCGUGAGAUUGGCGCUCGACAUGUACCAUUAAAACAUGAAUGUGGUCUUGGCGCGGCCGAGUUGGAUAGAUUCCAAGAAAUUUUUGUUGAAGUAAUGCUGAAGCAAGAUGGUAUACGACAGAGUAAAGAAGCCAGGUAAAG